AUGAGAGAAGAAGCCACAGAUGUAAAGGCAACACUGCCAGAGAUAGAGGACUGGUUGGAAAGGCUGCAACAAAUAUCAGAGGAGCCACAAAACAGUAUGCCUGAUGUGAUCAUCUGGAUGAUCAGAGCGGAGAAGCGGUUGGCUUGUGCUCGUAUCCCGGCCAACCAAGUCCUUUUCUCUACCACCAGUGAUGAUUCCUGUGGAAAAUAUUGUGGAAAGACCCAGACCAUCUUCCUACAGUACCCAAUGGAUAAAAACCAUGGCAUGAAGAUUCCUUGCCAGGUGAGAGUCAACAUUUGGUUGGGACUAUCCGCAGUGGAGAAGAAAUUUAAUAGCUAUGCUGAGGGGACUUUCAGCGUGUAUGCAGAGAUGUAUGAGAACCAGGCUUUGAUGUUCGGCAAAUGGGGAACCACAGGUCUGUUGAAGCGGCCCAAAUUUUCUGAUGUCACUGGAACAAUGAAGCUGAAACAAGAGAGCUUCCUUCCACCUAAAGGUUGGCAGUGGGAGGGUGAUUGGAAUGUGGACCCUGAGAGGAGCUUACUAACAGAAGCAGACGCCGGUCACAGCGAGUUCACAGAUGAAGUAUAUCAGAAUGAGAGCCGCUAUCCUGGUGGUGAAUGGAAACAAUCUGAUGAGCCGUACACAGAUGUUAAUGGAGAGAAGAGCCCGGCUCCGGGGGAGUUUGAGUGCCCAUAUGGAUGGAUGUGGGAAGACGAUGCCUGGACCUAUGAUAUUAACCGAGCUGUGGAUGAGAAAGGUUGGGAAUAUGGCAUCACCAUUCCUCCAGAUCCAAAACCCAAGUCUUGGGUGGCUGCAGAGAAAAUGUACCACACUCAUAGGAGACGGAGGCUAGUGAGGAAGAGGAAAAAGGACCCUAAUGUCACCGCUGCCAGAAAGGCAAUACUUUCUCAAGAAGAUCAGGAAGGCUGGGAAUAUGCAGCUCUCAUAGGCUGGAAAUUUCACUUGAAACAACGAAGCUCUGACACAUUCCGACGAAGACGCUGGAGAAGAAAAAUGGCCCCUUCAGAGAGUCUCGGAGCAUCUGCUAUUUUCAAACUGGAAGGAGCUCUUGGCACUGACAUGAGUUCGGAGGACGAAGAGAAGAAAGGGAAGGAACCUGCAGCUGCUAUUUUUGGGGCAAACACACCAAUCGUCUCCUGUACCUUUGACCGUGUCUUCACAUAUCACCUUCGCUGCUAUCUUUACCAAGCUCGGAGUCUGACUGCCAUGGAUAAGGACAGUUUUUCUGACCCAUAUGCACAUGUAUCAUUCCUCCACCGCAGUAAAACUACAGAGAUAAUCCAUUCAACUCUGAACCCUACAUGGGACCAAACCCUGAUCUUCAAUGAAGUUGAAAUCUAUGGAGAUCCACAAGCAGUAGCUCAGAAUCCACCGAAUGUAGUUAUUGAAAUAUUUGACAGCGAUCAAGUGGGAAAAGAUGAAUUUAUUGGAAGAAGUUUGUGCUCACCACUUGUAAAAUUGACCCCUAUUGAUAUUACACCAAAAAUGCUGUGGUAUCCAGUCUUGAAUGCUGGCAAACACUGCGGAGACAUCCUCAUUGCUGCAGAACUUAUUCUAAGAGACAAGGAUGGAUCCAACCUUCCAAUACUGCCAUCCCAGAGAGCUCCAAAACUCUACAUGGUCCCUCAAGGUAUCCGUCCUGUAGUUCAACUCACUGCCAUUGAGAUACUUACCUGGGGAUUACGCAACAUGAAGAGUUAUCAAAUGGCAUCUGUUACCUCUCCAAGUCUCAUUGUGGAGUGCGGUGGGGAAAUUAUCCAAACUGCAAUGAUAAAAAACCUCAAAAAGACGCCUAACUUUUCCAGCUCUGUCCUCUUCAUGAAAGUGCUCCUACCAAAAGAAGAGAUGUAUGUUCCACCCAUAGUUGUUAAAGUGAUUGACAACAGACCCUUUGGAAGAAAGCCGGUGGUAGGCCAGUGCACCAUUGAUUUGCUGGAGGAGUUCCGAUGCGAUCCAUACACUACAAAAACAGAUGAUGCUGCAGAGUUAAAAGUUGCACUCUUGUCCUCUACCCCUCCUCGUGAUGUAGUCAUCGAUGUAGAGGACACUAAACCACUGCUGGCAACUCAGUUACAAGAGAAGGAGGAAGAAAUUGUGGACUGGUGGAGCAAAUAUUAUGCAUCAAUUGGAGAACAUGAGAAAUGUGGACAGUAUUUGCAGAAAGGCUAUGACAGCUUAAAGGUGUAUAACACUGAGCUGGAGGACGUUCCUGAGUUCCGUGGCCUUACAGACUUCUGUGAAACAUUUAAGCUUUUUAGAGGGAAGGCUGAUGAGAGUGACGAUCCUUCUGUUGUAGGGGAAUUUAAGGGUUCCUUCCGUAUCUACCCUCUCCCGGAUGAUCCCAGUGUCCCUAGCCCACCCCGUCAAUUCCGGGAGCUGCCGGACAGCGGACCUCAGGAAUGUGUUGUUCGUAUCUACGUUAUCAGAGGAAUAGAUAUGCAGCCAAAGGAUAGCAAUGGCCUGUGUGAUCCUUACAUCAAAAUUACUCUGAGUAAGAAAGUGAUUGAAGAUCGGGAUAACUAUAUUCCUAACACUUUGAAUCCUGUAUUUGGAAGAAUGUAUGAACUGAGCUGCUUCUUACCUCAAGAGAAAGACCUGAAGAUCUCGGUCUAUGAUUAUGAUGCUGUGACACGGGAUGAGAAAGUAGGAGAAACUAUUAUAGACCUGGAAAACAGAUUCCUUUCUCGCUUUGGAAGCCAUUGUGGCCUUCCACAAACCUACUGUGUCACAGGAAUAAAUCAGUGGAGGGACCAGCUAAAGCCAACACAGAUAUUGCAGAAUGUGGCCAGGUUAAAGGGUGUCCCUCCACCAGUGUUCUCAGAAAGUGGGACCAAGGUCAGUUUUUCUGGACGAGACUAUCUGCUUGAUGACUUGGAGGCAAAUAAGAAAAUUCAUCAGCACUUGGGGCCUGCCAAUGAAAGGCUUGCUCUGUAUGUAUUACGAAACCAAGGCCAAGUUCCAGAACAUGUUGAAACCAGGACAUUGUUUAGCACUUUCCAACCAAACCUCCCACAAGGCAAACUGGAAAUGUGGGUUGAUGUCUUCCCAAAAAGUCUGGGACCGCCUGGACCUCCCUUCAACAUCACACCACGCAAAGCCAAGAAUUAUGUCCUGCGGGUGAUAGUAUGGAACACUAAAGAUGUGAUUCUGGAUGAGAAAAGUAUUACUGGGGAAGAGAUGAGCGAUAUCUAUGUCAAAGGUUGGAUUCCCGGCAAUGAGGAGAACAAGCAAAAAACAGAUGUGCACUAUCGGUCAUUGGACGGUGAAGGAAACUUUAACUGGCGCUUUGUGUUCCCGUUUGAAUAUCUUCCAGCAGAACAGCUCUGUGUUAUUUCGAAGAAGGAGCAUUUCUGGAGCCUUGAUAAAACAGAGUUCAAGUUGCCACCAAAGCUUAUACUUCAAAUCUGGGACAAUGACAAAUUUUCCCUGGAUGACUACUUGGGUUUUGUUGAACUUGAUUUACACCGCACCUUAAUACCAACAAAAACCGCAGAAAAAUGCCAUUUAGGUAUGGUUGAUCUUGCCAAACAUUCCAAAGAGGCUUCUUUGUUUGAACAGAAGUCCAUGAAAGGCUGGUGGCCGUGUUAUUCAGAGAAGGAUGGAAAUCGUAUUUUGGCAGGAAAACUUGAGCUGACUCUGGAAAUCCUGAAUGAGAAAGAGGUAGAAGAAAGGCCAGCUGGCAAGGGUCGUGAUGAACCCAACAUGAACCCAAAGUUAGACCCACCAAACCGACCUGACACCUCCUUCCUCUGGUUCACAAAUCCAUGCAAGACCAUGAAAUUUAUUGUGUGGCGCAGAUUCAAAUGGAUCUUCAUUGGCAUCAUCGUACUGCUGCUCCUUCUGCUCUUCAUUGGAAUCUUCUUAUAUUCUUUGCCUAAUUACAUUUCAAUGAAGAUUGUAAGACCAAAUUCAUAA
This is a messenger RNA of Staurois parvus, 3936 nucleotides long. The record is from the annotation of a GenBank genome assembly. Lineage: Eukaryota; Metazoa; Chordata; Amphibia; Anura; Ranidae.